AUGGGAUCCUUAGGAAUUACUCAGCACCCCUUCAUCAUUGUUCUACUUGGAAUCACUAUUUCAGUAUUUCUCAGCAGAUUUGGUGGAUCAGGAAAUAAAGGUAUUGAACCAUUAACAAACUACAUUAAGAAUGACUUAGUUAUCUCAAUCCCUGUCCAUCUAAGCUUUGGCGACGAAGGGUUUAAAUUCCCUGAUUUGGCAAAAGCAGUUCAAAUACAAGUAGAUCAAGAAUUGAAUUAUAUAUAUCCUGGGAGAAUAAAAAUAGAGAUCAUUGAUCAAUUGGAACUACCAUAUUCGAAUGAAACAGAUACGUUUCUUAAGAGUCAAUAUAUGAUUGAGUUAAUACACGCCGAUAAAGACUUUGUAGGGAUGGAUUCAGAGCUUUGUAAAUGUUAUGUAUUUUAUACAUUAGAUUCAAUUCACUCAAAUGAUUUACCAUUUUUUGUUACUCAAGCUAUUAUACAUCAUCUUUUAAUGUCCGAGAUUUAUACAUUUCGAAAUAAUGAAUUCCAGGAUCACUUAUUAAGUGGAGUUCCAUAUUCUAUAGGUAUAUCAUUGAAUAUUAAUAGUAAUAUCACAGAGUCACUAGUAAUGGAAUUGGAAGACUAUUUUGAUGCCUUAAAAGAUAUUUAUAAUAUAGCUCAUUAUAUCGAAGUUAAUAAUUUAAAUCAAGAACAUUCUGCAACAAGAAAAUUCAACAUUAUAGUCGUUGAAAACUUGACAAACAACACCACAGAAGAUCUUCCAACAUCAUCAAAUACAGUGACAGUCUUGAAAUUAGCUGACUUAGAGAGCGUGGUACCAGACAUAACAAAAGUAUUAGAUGAUCAUCUUGGAUUAUCUCAGCACCCUUCCAACAAUGUCAACCUCAAAAUCCAUAGCUUAUAUCGAUUCAACACUAUAAAACUAUUGGAGAAAAUAUUAGAUGAAGUACGAUUGAAUAAGAAGGUUAAUGAAGAUUUCAAAGAUGAAGUAGUUUCUCUUGCAAAUGAUGUUAUAGCGGCAAAAAUGGACUGGAAACAUUUAUAUGCUCGAGCUAGAUCAUUUAAUUUAGAAUUAGAAAAGUAG
Messenger RNA from Scheffersomyces amazonensis, 1068 nucleotides. RefSeq lists its product as uncharacterized. Lineage: Eukaryota; Fungi; Ascomycota; Pichiomycetes; Serinales; Debaryomycetaceae. The record is from RefSeq and is a predicted model, not a curated record. The coding region runs from base 1 to 1068 and encodes 355 amino acids. The transcript has a single exon.